Molecule: messenger RNA, 1119 nt
Organism: Oncorhynchus kisutch (coho salmon)
Lineage: Eukaryota; Metazoa; Chordata; Actinopteri; Salmoniformes; Salmonidae
Gene: slc52a2
Product: solute carrier family 52 member 2
Exons: 3
Coding region: 1-1119 (372 amino acids)
Biological process (GO): riboflavin transport
Cellular component (GO): plasma membrane
Molecular function (GO): riboflavin transmembrane transporter activity
Source: RefSeq, a predicted model, not a curated record
AUGCAUCACUGUGCCCCAGGACAGUUAAACGAGCGCCUGGUCAUCCACAGUAUCCAGGUUCUAGCAGUGGUGGCAUCAAUCUUCCUAGCCAUCUUUUGGUCACAGGUGGCCACUGUGGCAGGGGAAGUGAGAUCCGUACCAUAUCUGCUGCUCACAUUCGUUUUGGCUCUGGUUUGCUGUACAUCCAAUGUCACCUUCUUGCCCUUCAUGUUCCGCUACCCCCCUCAAUACAUCCGCACAUUCUUUGUUGGCCAGGGGCUCAGUGCCCUGUUCCCAUGUGUUGUGGCUUUGGGGCAGGGUGUGGGGAAAUUGGAGUGCAAAUUGAACAAUGGCACGGUACAGGCACACUACCUGGAUGAGAACUUCCCUGCCCAGGACUUCUUUUGGUUCCUGUUUGUAAUGCUGACAAUCUCAGCCCUCUGCUUCAUGGCGUUGACGCGUAGAGAAAUAACAGAGCCAGCAUCACAGGAGACCCCAGAGCCUGAAGUGGUGACGACAAAGGAAAAUGGGGAGGAGACCCACCCGCUCCAGAAUGGAGGAACACUGUUGUCUGAGGACCAGGUGGAGUUGGAGAAAGCAACCCCGGUCCAAACCUUCUGGACGCCACGCAACAUCUACCUGCUGGUGCUACUAGGUGUGUCCAACGCCCUGACCAACGGAGUCCUUCCCUCUGUCCAGAGCUUCUCCUGUCUGCCCUACGGCACCAUGACCUAUCACCUCUCUGUGGUCCUUGGCAACAUUGCAAACCCACUGGCCUGCUUUGUGGCCAUGUUUGUCCUUUGCAGGUCAUCUGUGGGUCUUGGUUUCAUGUCUGUAGCAGGGGGGGUCUUUGCGGCCUACCUCAUGGCUCUGGCAGUGCUCAGCCCCUGUCCUCCUCUCUUGGGGAGCUCUGCUGGUGUAUCCUUCGUGGUGGUGUCCUGGAUCAUCUUCACUGGUCUCUUCUCUUACCUGAAGGUAGUUAUAGGGACGUUGCUCCACAAGGCUGGCCAUGCUGCUCUGCUGUGGUGCGGUGUCUUCAUCCAGGCUGGCUCACUGAUAGGAGCCCUCUCCAUGUUCCCACUGGUCAGCAUUUACCACAUAUUUGCAGAGUCUGAGGACUGUGUGGACAACUGCAGUUAG